AUGUCUUCAUCUGCAUCUGUCGUCUCUACAGCCCACAGUGCUAGAGGAGGAAGUGGUGGAGGUGUGACCAUUAAGCGAAAAGUGGAUGAUCGCAUUCGAAAUCUUAUUGAAAAUGCCGUUCACAAGAAACACCGUGCGUUAAUUCUUCUUGUUGGUGAUCGCGGUAAAGACCAGAUUGUAAAUCUCCAUCAAAUGGUAUCUCAUGCAAACCAUAAUGCCAAAGUAAAUAUGCUCUGGUGUAUGAAGAAAGAUCCGGAUUUUGGUUCUACUAGUAAGAAACAACAGGAGAAACGUGCCCGACUUGAGGUAAAGGGUGGUAUGUCUACAGAAACAACAAAAGAGGCAUUUCAAACAUUCCUCUCACAAACACAAAUUCGUUUCUGUCAAUAUAAAGAAACACAUAAAGUACUUGGACAAACCUUUGGAAUGGCUGUAUUACAGGACUUUGAGGCUAUUACACCUAAUACACUUGCUCGAACGAUUGAGACUGUAAAAGGAGGUGGUGUGGUGGUUAUUAUGUUUCGUGCUAUGCGUUCAUUAAAGCAAUUAUAUACUAUUGCGAUGGAUGUACAUUCACGUUAUCGUACAGAAGCGUUACGUGAUGUUGUUCCUCGCUUUAAUGAACGUUUUCUUCUUUCUCUUGUAGACUGUGAUACGGCUCUUUGUGUGGAUGAUGAUUUGAAUGUACUUCCCAUCACUGCCAAGAUGCGUGCGGUGGAGAGUAUGCGUACAUCUAAUAAGAGUAAUUAUGAUGCGGAUUUGGCCUUACAAGGAAGACAGAAACAUGAAGCGGAUUUGGCGGCAUUAAAAGAACGAUUACGUGCAAGUAAUGAAGUAGGACCACUUGUUUCUCUUUGUCAAACACUGGAUCAAGGAAAAACAGUUCUUUCACUUAUGCAAACAGUGGUGGAAAAGUCUUUAAAUACCACUUGUGUGGUGACGGCGGGUCGUGGUCGGGGUAAAUCCGCGGCUCUUGGACUUGCCGCUGCCGGUGCAUUGGCACAGGGAUACAGUAAUAUAUUCUGCACAGCCCCAUCGCCUGAGAACUUGCAGACAUUUUUUGAAUUUGUCGUUCGUGGUUUACAGGAACAGGGAUAUAAAGAACGUACAGACUUUGAGGCUAUGCAGAGUACAAAUGUGGAAUUCAGUAAAUGUAUUGUACGAAUUAAUUUAUUUCGUGAACAUCGUCAAACCGUACAGUAUAUUUCUCCACAUGAUGCGGAUAAAUUUGCUCAAGCUGAAUUGGCUAUUAUUGAUGAAGCCGCCGCUUUACCAUUACCAUUGGUAAAACAAAUGUUGGGUCCUUAUCUUGUUUUUCUCUCAUCUACAGUAUCUGGUUAUGAAGGUACAGGACGCAGUCUUUCUAUGAAACUUAUUGCGGAUAUGCGUAAACAAUCUGGAAGUAUUGUUGGGGGUUCUUCUUCUACUUCUACAGCUGUAAGUACAUCUGAUGAUCGUCGUUUUCUUCGUGAAAUUACAAUGACUGAUCCUAUUCGAUAUGGUCCAAAUGAUCCUGUGGAAUCAUGGCUGCAUAAGUUACUUUGUUUAGAUGCAACGGUGCGUCCAUUAACGGUAAAAUCAUGUCCACAUCCUAAUAAGUGUGAACUUUACUAUGUUAACCGUGAUGCCCUUUUCUCCUAUCAUCCAUUGGCAGAACAAUUACUGCAAACUGUUGUGGCUAUGUUGGUUGCGGCACAUUAUAAAAAUCAACCAAAUGAUUUACAAUUAAUGUCAGAUGCACCAGGACAUCACUUAUUUCUUCUUUGUUCCUCAACAGUGGAAACGAAUGGUGAACUUCCAGAUGUUUUUUGUGUUAUUCAUGCCUGUGAAGAGGGUCAAGUAACAUCUGAAUCCAUUAAGAGUAAUCUCAGUCGUGGAGUUCGUCCUUCAGGUGAUCUUAUUCCCUACACCUUAUCUCAAUACUACCUUGAAGAAGGAUUUGCUAAAUUGGCAGGACUUCGUAUUGUACGUAUUGCGACAAAUCCAGAAUUACAACGUGCUGGUUAUGGUUCUCGUGCGCUUGAGUUAUUACAGCAAUAUUACACAGGUUCCAUCUCACUCCAACCCGCAUCAUCGGAAUCUUUAAAAACGAAAGAAGAAACUGAAAAUAAUAAUAAUGAUAAUGAUGAUAAUGAUGAUACAAACAGUACCAGUAAUGUCAUUACCCCUCGUAAACGUAUUCCAAGUCUUCUUACUUCACUUGUUGAACGACCAUAUGAAGUUAUUGAUUAUCUCGGUGUAAGUUUUGGUGUAACGACCCCAUUAUUUAAUUUUUGGAAACGUGCUGGUUAUGAAGCUUUAUAUUUGCGUCAUGCUGCCAAUGAACUCACUGGAGAACAUAGUUGUGUGAUGGUACGUCCUAUUGGAUUUGAUCUUUCUUUACUACGUGCUGAAUUUCAUCAACGUUUUAUUCCAUUACUUUCUAUGCCUUUUCGUGAUCUCCCUACGGAAUUGGCAUUAAGUAUAUUGAAUGAUCUUGAUGUGAAUGACCCGCAAAAAUUAGCGGCUGCUACGGAUCACUCUCAAUCUUCUGAACAUAUUGUACGUGUGGGUGGUCGUCUGCAGUGUACAUUGCGAGAACUUCAACUCAUAUUUAAUCAAAAUGAUAUGAAACGUCUGCGGCUUAAUGCGACGACAUUUGUGGAGGGCGGUUUAGUGCUGGAUUUACUUCCCGCACUGGCGAAGUUGUACUUUGAGGCGCGGCUCCACCGUUUACCGGAUGGAUCGGAGGGCGUUGUGCUCACACACGCACAGGCCGCCGUGCUGCUCGCCGUGGGUCUGCAGUGCCAAACAAUUGAAGAAUUGUCUCGACAGUCCGCCUUUGCGGGGGUGCCGCUGCAACAACUGCGGGCAUUUCUGCAGAAGGCCGUUGCCCGCAUUGUGGAGCACUUCACACGGUUGGAGAAGUUAAAAACUCCUCAAGAGGCGAAUGGACAUUCAUCGGUGAAGAAUGGAGAAGAAGGAGAAGAAGAGGAUGGGGAACAGGAACAGACACGUGAGAUUUACGAUAAGGAUGGACACGUGGUGGGACUUUCCGUUGAAAAGAAAGUUCAACGUGUGGUGAAUGUGGACACGACACUCCUGCGAGAUGCCAAGACCGCAGCGAUUGGAACAAGUAAGAGUGAGAGUGGAACUACUGGUAUACAACGGGCGUUUAAGCGUUCAAAGAAGACUCGUCGUAGUUAA
Messenger RNA from Trypanosoma theileri, 3186 nucleotides. Its product is annotated as N-acetyltransferase 10. Gene Ontology annotation, cellular component: 90S preribosome; nucleolus. The record is from RefSeq and is a predicted model, not a curated record. Gene Ontology annotation, biological process: rRNA acetylation involved in maturation of SSU-rRNA. Gene Ontology annotation, molecular function: tRNA binding; ATP binding; 18S rRNA cytidine N-acetyltransferase activity. Lineage: Eukaryota; Euglenozoa; Kinetoplastea; Trypanosomatida; Trypanosomatidae. Bases 1 to 3186 code for a protein of 1061 amino acids. The transcript has a single exon.